This is a messenger RNA of Linum tenue, 1820 nucleotides long. The record is from the annotation of a GenBank genome assembly. Lineage: Eukaryota; Viridiplantae; Streptophyta; Magnoliopsida; Malpighiales; Linaceae.
CUCUCUCUCAGCUCCGGCGCCCGGCAGGUAGCGCCAUUAUCAAAUCCCACGGUCUUCAUUUUCCCGGUGAGUCGUCCGGCGAUUUUUUUCUUUUCCCCGGCCUGGUGGUGGUGACUCGGGGGAACGAGUCGAUAUGCUGGAAAAGUGCAUCGGCCAGCAGCGGGUCCGCCGGAUCCAGCGCGCGGCGCGGCAGGCGAAAAUCACAUUCCUCUGCCUCUUCAUGACCGUCGUCGUCAUGCGCGGGAUGCUCGGCGCCGGCAAGUUCGGGACCCCGGCGCAGGACCUCGACGACCUGACGACUCACUUCUACGCGGCCAGGAAGCACGGGGAACCCCACCGCGUGCUCGUCGAGGCGCAGCCGGAGAACGAGAACGGGAGCGAGAACGAUCCGAAGAACUACGCGACGUUCGAUUUCAACAAGAUCUUGAAAGACGAAGGCGGCGAGGAAGAGAAGCCAGAUCCGAACAAGCCGUACACGCUGGGGCCGAAGAUUUCCGAUUGGGACGAACAGCGGGGCGAGUGGCUGAAGAGAAACCCUAAUUUCCCCAAUUUCAUCAGGGAGAACAAGCCGCGGGUGCUGCUGGUGACCGGAUCUUCCCCCAAGCCCUGCGAGAAUCCGGUCGGCGACCAUUACCUCCUGAAAUCGAUUAAGAACAAGAUCGAUUACUGCCGGCUCCACGGGAUCGAGAUCUUCUACAACAUGGCCCUGCUCGAUGCCGAAAUGGCCGGGUUUUGGGCCAAGCUGCCGUUGAUUAGGAAGCUGCUGCUUUCGCAUCCGGAGGUUGAGUUUCUGUGGUGGAUGGACAGUGAUGCGAUGUUCACCGACAUGGCGUUCGAGCUGCCGUGGGAGAGGUACAAGGAUGUGAAUCUGGUGAUGCACGGCUGGAACGAGAUGGUUUACGAUCAGAAGAACUGGAUUGGGUUGAACACAGGUAGCUUCCUGCUGAGAAAUAAUCAGUGGGCGUUGGAUCUUCUCGACGCCUGGGCGCCCAUGGGGCCUAAAGGGAAGAUUAGGGACGAAGCUGGGAAAAUCCUUACACGGGAGCUGAAAGGAAGACCUGUUUUCGAAGCAGACGAUCAGUCCGCCAUGGUUUAUCUGCUUGCCACGCAGAGGGAUACUUGGGGGAACAAGGUAUAUCUAGAGAGCGGGUACUAUUUGCACGGUUACUGGGGGAUUUUGGUUGAUAAGUACGAGGAAAUGAUCGAGAAUUAUCACCCGGGAUUCGGCGAUCAUCGAUGGCCAUUGGUGACCCAUUUCGUGGGUUGCAAGCCUUGUGGGAAAUUCGGCGAUUACCCGGUGGAGAAAUGCUUGAAGCAGAUGGAUCGUGCCUUCAAUUUCGGUGAUAAUCAGGUUCUGCAGAUAUAUGGGUUCACCCACAAAUCUCUGGCCAGUAGGAGAGUGAAGCGGGUUCGUAACGAGACGGGCAAUCCUCUCGAAGCGAAGGACGAUCUUGGGUUGAUGCACCCUGCUUUUAAAGCUGUGAAGGUAUCAACAUCAUCUUGAGUCGAUGAUUCUACAAUGUAAUUGCUUCUGUUUGUUCAGCUUGUGGUGGUAGUGGGAUGGCAAGGCAACAGAUCAAAAAGUUUAUUGUAUUCCCUUGUUCACACCUUUUGUGAUUCUUGUUUUGUUAAUUUAGUUCCAUAUCUUUUUUUGGGCCUUCCCCAAGGGGAUGUACCAAAAUUUUGGAAAGAAACAGUGGUGGGGAAAGUGAAAAGAACAGAGAUUUGUCAAUCUUACUGUUUGUUAGAAAGAGCUAUAGUGUAUGUGGAUGAGAUUGUUCCUCUCUGGUGUGUUGGAAAUUUGGAUUGUAGCUGUCUGC